Amphibalanus amphitrite is the source of this 656-nucleotide messenger RNA. RefSeq names its product probable 28S ribosomal protein S25, mitochondrial. Bases 67 to 579 code for a protein of 170 amino acids. The record is from RefSeq and is a predicted model, not a curated record. Gene Ontology annotation, cellular component: mitochondrion. NCBI's taxonomy places the organism in Eukaryota, Metazoa, Arthropoda, Thecostraca, Balanomorpha, Balanidae. Gene Ontology annotation, molecular function: structural constituent of ribosome. The transcript is spliced from 5 exons.
GGGUUUGUUGCAAGCUUAAAUCUCCGUCCGUGAUGUUGCAAAAGAUGCCAAUGGUGAUAUUGAAAUAUGCCAUUCCGCCUAGGAAAGGAUCCAAUUCGACAUACCUUGAAGUACCUGGAAAAGGGUCCACUAGUUUUCAAGGAGCGAGUGCGGGUGAUGCUGGUGCACUUCAAUCCACGUGAAAAGUCACAUGCUGGAGUGAAGGAUUUUCUUCACUGGUAUACGCCACAAAUCCAGUACAAGAACCCCAACGUCCAGCUGGUGGCCAUGAAGGACAUGAUGCCGUCUCCCUUCAUCAGAUUAUUCCUCGAUGGUGAUGAGGAGGUAAUUGUCGACGCGGAAGGAAAAACAAAAGAAGACAUCCUCUCUCAUCUGACGAAGAUUUUAGGAAAAUCCCAAUCUGUGUUAGCAGCGGAGGAGAAGGAGGCGCAGAUAGUUGAAAACAAAUCGAACUUCGGCGUGGGCUGCGGCCGCUACUGCAUUUGUGAGGUGCCCGGCCAGGUGCCCUGUCCCUCCGUCGUCCCGUUGCCAAAGGCGUGGCGGGGGAAAUACAAAAACGGCGACAUGGACGACGACUGACUUGUGCCAGUGUUGGUGUGUGUCUCGUGUUAUGGUGUCGUCUAGUGUUAGCAAUAUAUUAUGGCGCUGUGAGCUGA